AUGGACAAUAAGGAAGCAAAAGGUUAGUGAUACACAUCAUAUCACUUGCUGCAAAUUCAUCACAUUUUUGAUAGAUCUCAUUUUCACGAGUCCUGAUUGGUUGACUAAACUUUGGCGUUUUUCUUUCAGAUAAGCUCAAUUAUAAGCUGGAGUUUGAUGUUACCCCCGGAGAAUUGCAAACCGCUUUGUAAGUCUCUCGGCUACUCUCACGUCAAGAACCAGAAGCAGUAUUUACUUAUCUCACUAUGCCGAAAGCUGUAUUCCUACAACAAAUGAAAAGUGUAUCUUCUCCUAUAGUACUCUUUGAGUCCAGUAACUCGCCUAUUAACUUCCCCUAAAAGGCGAAUAGUCGAGGUGAAUAGAUAACUAAUGUAAUUAAUCAUUCGUUAAAAUAAAUUUGGCGUAUGAUUUUAUUUUAGGAAGGUUUUUGAAGAAUUGAAUCAGAAGUCAAAAGACGACCUUAAAGAAUCCGAAAAACAGCUCGAAAGAGAACUAGAAAGGUAGGAAAAAAGAAGUAAAGGUGAACGAAUGAGAUGAAUUAAGAGAAAUAGAGAGCAAGCUGGUUGAUUUUCUAGUGAAGACAAGAUUCGAAGUGAUUUCGAAACCUGCUAUUUCGUGUUGGAACGACAUGUCGAGUUCGUUUCCCGCAUAGAAACGUUUAUCUUCCUUUAGCGUUUUUUCUGUUUUGAUGUAUUAUCAUCUCUGCCUCUGUUUUUUAGAAUCAAGCGAACAAAUGAUAAGUCUGGAAAAGAGAGAGUGGCAAAUAAGGUAACCUCCGUAUUUAAAACUAAAGGAUAUUAAACUGGUAUUUUCAUUCUGAAAAAGAUAUUUCAAAAUAUUUUCUGAUCAUUAAUCAACAGCAAAUCAUAACAGCGAACAAGGCAUGUGAAGGUCCGGACAUGUUUGGUGGGUGCGGUUCACAGGCAGAGUCAUACCAAACAGGAUUUUACGAGCAACUUAGCACCGUAAAUCGUCAGUACUUCAGACUUGACAGCCGUUCCAUUGCAUCAGGAAUGAACGGUAUUCUGAAAUAA
Molecule: messenger RNA, 1034 nt
Organism: Pocillopora meandrina
Lineage: Eukaryota; Metazoa; Cnidaria; Anthozoa; Scleractinia; Pocilloporidae
Source: the annotation of a GenBank genome assembly